AUGAUCGGCACUGGAACAGCACCUGGCGCACCCUCCUCACCCGACCACUCGGAUUCGGAGGGGGAGUUCGACCUCUUUAACGACGAUGCAGACUCUGCAUCGACCGAUCGCAAACAGCAGCUCCGGGACCGCGCGGACCAAGCCCGACGUGCAAAGCUUGCUGAGCUUCCCCCCUUCUCGGAACGGACAUGUGCUCAGAACCGGGCAGCCUACAUCCUUACACCGGUGCGGCGUCUUCAACCCACCAUUUUAGCAAACAUAUUCAGUGUUCAGGACUGCGAGUUGGUACUCAACUCGGUUGCCGACUACGUCCAGCGGCAGGGUGGACUGCAGACCGACCGGCACGAGAGGUUCGCGACUACGGACGUGCCUGUGUCAGAGUUGACGCAGCAUUUUGGCGACGGCGACGCAUCUGUUAUUGUGAAGAAGACUGUCAGCGAUGUCACCCAGGGAUGGGUUUCAGAAAGAAUCUUAACCCGAAUGGCCAGCGCGGCUGGGUUUAGACCUCAGGAUCUUGGCCUGCAGGAUUUGUUCGUUGUCUGCUACGCCGGGUCAGAGGAGGCGACUGCUACUAGGAAGCGGGUAGAUGUGUCAGUAUAUCCUAUUCCCUCGAAGCAGGCAUCGCUCUCACUCCACAGUGAUGGGUGUCUAUUGAGUUUCUCACUCCUACUUAAUCAUCACGACGCCUUCAAGGGUGGCGGCACGUUCUUUAAGGGGAGUGGUAAGACCUUUCGUGUGAAGCAGGGCGGGCUGCUCAUGCAUGACGCUGGACUGGAGCAUGCCGGCGCCGGAAUCACAAAGGGACAGAUGAUCAUUCUCGUCGGCUUUGUGGAGACUGUUGACGUGCUGAAGAACAAGCAGCGCUGGCAAAAGGAAAGCAUUCUUCAGCGACAGGGGAGGCGGAUUCCGAAUGAGUAG
Messenger RNA from Diaporthe amygdali, 918 nucleotides. RefSeq lists its product as uncharacterized. Lineage: Eukaryota; Fungi; Ascomycota; Sordariomycetes; Diaporthales; Diaporthaceae. The record is from RefSeq and is a predicted model, not a curated record. The transcript has 2 exons. The coding region runs from base 1 to 918 and encodes 305 amino acids.